Aspergillus heteromorphus CBS 117.55 is the source of this 687-nucleotide messenger RNA. RefSeq names its product DUF1014 domain protein. Bases 1 to 687 code for a protein of 228 amino acids. Gene Ontology annotation, cellular component: nucleus. Lineage: Eukaryota; Fungi; Ascomycota; Eurotiomycetes; Eurotiales; Aspergillaceae. The record is from RefSeq and is a predicted model, not a curated record. The transcript is spliced from 3 exons. Gene Ontology annotation, biological process: transcription by RNA polymerase II. Gene Ontology annotation, molecular function: transcription coactivator activity.
AUGGGAGGCAAGAAAGCCGCCGGCGAGAACUCCAAGAAGGCAGCUGGCCAGGCCCGCAAGGCCGACGCCGCUGCCUCCAAGAAGGCCGCGGAGGAUUCUAAGCGCGCUGCCGAGGAGGAUAAGCAAUGGGCCAAGGGCUCGAAGAGUAAUGCUAAGAAAGAAGACGCCGAAUCCAAAAAGGCCGAUGCGGCACGCAAGAAAGCCGAACGCGACGCGAUGCUCGCCGCCGAAGAAGCCUCCCAGCCCUCGAAACCCAAGAACAGCGGGGCGAAAUCCGCGGCGAAGAAGAACGCCGGACCCAGCCGGGGCACGCUGGACCUGAGCCAGCUGGACGACUCGACGCCGGCGUCGCGCAAGGCGACGGCGCUGAACGCGUCCGGAAUCGACAACGCCCUGGACGCGCUGUCGCUGACGGGCUCGAAGGACGCGAGCAAGGUCGACCGACACCCCGAGAGACGGUUCAAGGCGGCGUAUGCGGCGUUCGAGGCCCGGAGGCUGCCCGAGAUCGAGACGGAGAAUCCCGGCCUGCGUAGACAGCAGCGCAUCGAGCUCGUGCGGAAGGAGUUCGAGAAGAGUGAGGAGAAUCCGUUCAAUCAGGUGCAUGUGGCGUUUGAUGCGAGUCGGGAGGAGAUUGCGGGGGUGAGGGAUGCGGAGAGGAGGAAGAUGGAGGCGAGGUUGGCGAAAUGA